CGCUUCUUCGGUGGCGGCAGCCGGGGUCGGAGCCCAAGCGUGAGGAGGAGGAGGCGGCGGCGGCGGGAGGCGGCGGGAAGCGGGAGGCGGCCCAGGCCCGGGCCCGCGGGAUGGCGUUCCGGCAGGCGCUGAAGCUGGCGGUCUGCGGGCUGGCGGGGGGCUCGGCCGCCGUGCUGUUCUCGGCCGUGGCCGUGGGGAAGCCGCGCGGGGCGGGCGGCUCGGACGCGGAGUCCCGGUGGGCCAGUCCGGAAGCCCCGACGUGGGCGGAGCGGGUGCGCCCGGGGCCCGCCAGCGGCGUGUGGGACAGCAACUGGGACAAGCGAGAACCACGGUCCCUUAUCAACCUGAGGAAAAGAAGCACAGAAACUGGUGAAGAGGAGAUAACAUCUAAACUAGAUAACUUCAAAGCCAGAGCCACCCGCCAUAUCUUCCUGAUCAGGCAUUCCCAGUACAAUCUGGACGGCUCCUUGGAUAAGGAUCGAACACUGACUGAAUUGGGUCGUGAACAGGCUGAACUGACUGGUGGUCGAUUAGCCAGCUUGGGUGUGAAAUUUGAUAAGAUCGUGCACUCUUCCAUGACUAGAGCAAUAGAAACUACUGACAUCAUCUCCAAACACCUUCCAGGAGUCAACAGAAUCAGCACUGACCUACUGCGGGAAGGUGCUCCCAUCGAGCCUGACCCUCCUGUGUCUGACUGGAAGCCAGAAGCCCGGCAGUAUUAUGAGGAUGGAGCCCGUAUCGAGGCUGCAUUUCGGAAUUUCAUCCAUCGUGCAGAUGCCAAGCAGGAGGAGGACAGCUAUGAAAUCUUUGUGUGUCAUGCCAAUGUCAUCCGCUACAUUGUCUGCAGAGCACUACAAUUCCCUCCUGAGGGCUGGCUGCGGAUGUCCCUUAAUAAUGGCAGCAUAACCCAUCUGGUGAUCCGUCCAAGUGGAAGGGUGGCACUAAGGACCCUAGGGGACAGUGGAUUCAUGCCCCCUGACAAAAUUACCCGCACUUGAACGCCCGCCUCUGCAGUCGUCAGCUGCGUGUCCAUUCAUCUGGACUUGUCUGUGUUUGUAACGUUUGGCUAGAAUGCUGCGUUUUCAGAAGUAUUUGGAUUUUCCCUGUUACUCCUUUGCUGGCUGUACUUCUGUCCUGAAGAGAGAAAACUGCUUAAAUGCUGCAUUUCUGUCAAAGGUCUUCCUGGCCAGGGAGGAUGAAGACACCACUAGGACAUGUAUACUUCACAGGGUUCAGAAGGUUCUGGAUUUAGAGAAGUUGCCUCUCUUUGACCAAAGCUUCUUGUGCGACUUAAGGGAAUAAAGUAGUAGGAUAGGAGUUAAAAGAUAUAUUUUCUGUACAUUUGGAUGUAGCAUGACAUUAUGGAUGUGCAAGUCACACAUGAGAGUAAAUUUUUAUUUUAAGAAGAGAUCACCAACAACUAAAUUUCCUGCCAUCUGAUUCUGUCUGUCCCUUUGAAACUAAGGACUUCCUUCAGCCAGUAGUGGUUACAGCUGUUCACAGUGGGACAGUCUGGUGUGAUCAGUCAUGCAGUUGAAGUUCAGGCUAGUUCCAAGUGAUUCCUAGAUCCCUAGAUAAUUAAAACUUAUUUUUCAUUCUCUUACAGACAGGUAUGUAAUUAAAAAGCUUUCUCACCAUUUUUCUAGGCCCUUACCACCUGGUUUUGAAAACCUCCUUCUUACCCCACUUACAACUUGUAAUAGCUGCUGGAAUAACAAGACAGUCCCACCACUAUGGAUGCUCAGGGGAGAUUUGAGCUGUCCUAAGCCUGUGUGAGAUGAUAUGCACCCCCUAGAAUGAAACUCGUUUGAGACAAGUGAGAAGUCUGCUAGCACAGACACCUUUGUCCAGCUGAGAAAAAGCCACCAGUGUGUUUGACAACCAAGUUUGACAAGUGUUACCUGGAGGGUGCUACUGUGUUGCAAGGUGUUUUGUUUUCUUUGUGAAGCAGUCAGUUAAGUGACUUGCCCAGGGUCACACAGCUACUAAGUGUCUGAGGCCGCAUUUGAACUCAGCUCCUCCUGAUUCCAGGGCCAGUGCUCUAUCCAUUGUGCCACCUAACUGCCCAAGAAAAGGUCUGUUAAUGGCCCAAACUAAAGUCUUUGCUUCACACUGUAACUGGGGUGCCUCUGGUUGAUGCUAGUGUCUUUGCAUACCAGUUAAGGAUUCAGCCACCAGUAGCCCUUAAGUGCUUUGGGGUAUUUAGACAAAAAGUGUCUGUUCCAAAUAUUCUCUGGCCACAAAUGUCUUAAUUCAGGUAAAACAAGAUGGUAGGAAAAUUACUGUGAAAAAGUGGUUAUAAGAUUUUACUGCAAUCAAUCAAUGCAAACAAUUGGGAUAAUUUAUCGUUUUGUCUAUUGACUUUUUUAACGUUUACACAAUAAAUUGUUUUAUUUUAUUGGUGUUA
This is a messenger RNA of Phascolarctos cinereus (koala), 2407 nucleotides long. It is a transcript of the gene PGAM5, whose product is annotated as PGAM family member 5, mitochondrial serine/threonine protein phosphatase. Gene Ontology annotation, cellular component: mitochondrion. NCBI's taxonomy places the organism in Eukaryota, Metazoa, Chordata, Mammalia, Diprotodontia, Phascolarctidae. Gene Ontology annotation, molecular function: protein serine/threonine phosphatase activity. The record is from RefSeq and is a predicted model, not a curated record. Gene Ontology annotation, biological process: positive regulation of mitochondrial fission; peptidyl-threonine dephosphorylation.